Messenger RNA from Sparassis crispa, 1557 nucleotides. RefSeq lists its product as hypothetical. The transcript is spliced from 2 exons. NCBI's taxonomy places the organism in Eukaryota, Fungi, Basidiomycota, Agaricomycetes, Polyporales, Sparassidaceae. The record is from RefSeq and is a predicted model, not a curated record. Bases 1 to 1557 code for a protein of 518 amino acids.
AUGUCCAAGUCCUCCUUGUCUUCUGUGGUAUCCAAUCUGGUGCGCGCAUCAAUGGGAGCGUCGGUGUCAGGCACAGUGACCGACGAAGACCUUGACCGGCAUGUCGCCGAGCUCAUCCUCAAAGAAGCAAAGCAGAAGGCGGAACGAUACAGCAAGGACGGGAUCCGAGCGUAUCUUCCCAGCGUGUCGGACGCCAACGUCCCGAGAGCGAACAAACGCUUCUUGUCGUCCAUCAUACGAAGCACGGAUGACCACAACAAGACUAUCCUGCGUGCACAAGCCUUGGCGGCACAAGAGGUCAGGAUGGAACGAGAAGAACAGGAGCGGCGCGAACGGCGCGCUCGUGCGGAGGAGGCAGUGGCGGCGGAACGUAUGAGGAGGCUGAUGGGCGGUGGCGGGAUGGAGUGGGCGCACAAUUGGGAUUAUGGAGAAGGGCAUCGUCACAGGAAACGACGUGAGAGGAGUGAGGGUCGGCAGGACAAAUAUGACAGCGGGGAUGAAAGCGAGUCCACGGACCGGGAAAGGAGGCUAGACAGGCGAGAGCGGCACCAUCAUCAUCGGACAAGGUCUACAGAUAGACAUCGGCACAGGAAGGAGGAGCAGGCAUCAAGACACAGCAGAAGACAUUCGCGUUCUGCCGACGAGGACGACGAUCACGAACGGAGACGGGCCAGGCGGGAUAGGCACACGAGCCACCCACUGGACGACAAAGACAGAGAUAGGCAUCGUCGUAAACGCCGCAGAUAUAGCCCUGAUCAUUCUCAUGGAAGAAAUCGUUCUAGCAGGUCACCUUCGGACAGAGCGCGUUCUCGUUCUCAGACGUCAGACACUCCCCCUACUCAGUCUCAUAGACACAGGGGUCGGCGUUCACCCUCACUCUCUCAUAGUCGGGACGAUAGGCGUGACGAUGACAACUCUCGACCUCCCCGUUCCACAGAAGGGGAGUCAGAAAUGGAUAUUUUAUCACGGGAGGACCAGCUGCGUCUGCAGCUCAAACGCAAGCGCAAAGGCAAGGCGAGAGAAUACUCAGAAACUCGUUCGAGCCCGAGUCCCAAUCCUCGCAGCCGUUCUCGUAGCCGUCCCAGAGAGCAUUCCAGAUUACAAUCACCAUGCCGAGAGCCAUCCAAGCCCGGAUCGUCUUCCUCGCACACUCUUCGCUCAUCCCGCAGUCCCUCUAGCUCACCGCCAGCAUCACCCUCCAUCGCCGCCGCCCAGCUCCCGUCCAAGAUGGACAAGUACUUCCAGUCCUCGUACGACCCGCGCCUGGACGUUGCACCGCUUACUAUGCCCGCAGUGCCAAAGACUGGUCUGAUUAACGACGCAGAGUUCGCGGGGUGGGAUGCGAUGCUCGAGCUCAUCCGCCAGCGGAGGGAGGACAAGGAGGAGAAGAAGCGGCUCGAGCGAUGGGGCGUGAGCAAGGACAAAGGCAAGGACAAGAAGAAGAGCGGCGAUACCGCCGACGGCCGGUGGUCCGAGGGUGGGCUCAAUAUCAUGGACAUCGAGUAUAAGAAGAGAGGGUCUGUGCGGGAGUGGGAUCUAGGCAAGGAGGGUUUCUGA